This is a messenger RNA of Oncorhynchus mykiss (rainbow trout), 3910 nucleotides long. Lineage: Eukaryota; Metazoa; Chordata; Actinopteri; Salmoniformes; Salmonidae. The record is from RefSeq and is a predicted model, not a curated record.
GCUACACAAAGAUAAAUAACAUACAUUUUUGUAAACUAACUUUUUUGCACCUGUUACUGAAAUGGUUGUUCCAGUUUAAACAGCUCAGGUCGUCUCCUCUAACAGUUCCUAACCCUGGCAGUCAUUAUGAAUGCAGGUUGCAGGUGAAUAACAAUGCUAACUGUUCGAUAGCAAAGCUCAGGAUUCCAAUAGGAAUGACACCUCACUUUGCAAGCCAGCAUAAUGUGACUUGCAGGUAGGGUUGCAAAAGUCUGGUAAGGCUGAUUCCUGGAAAUUUGUGCAGAAUUAUGCAACCCUACUUGUAGGCCUGAUUUGGCUUGUAAACCAUGAGUUUCAGGCCACUGUAUUAGGGUGAUGAUAGGCCUCAAAAUAAGGCCUUAUAAGCUAUAUAAAUGUAUUGUCAUAAAGAGUUUCAUGACAACAUUCACUUAGGAACUCGUUUGGUGAAGGCCACAGAACUGAAAAUGAAUGAAUUCAACAACCAUGUCUCUGUCACUAACAAAUACAGACAUCGGGGGUUUCCCUAUAAUUCACUAGAAAAGACAAGUCACACUGGGAAAUUAUAUUGGAGGCGUAGCUUAGCUUAGCGAGGGCGUUUCUCAAAAUGUUCAAGCUGAUUCAACUCAAAUCUGGACCCCUACAGCAGGGCUGUUGAACUCAUUCCAUGGGGGGCUUAGUGUCUGCAUGGAAUGAGUAGUUGUUCCUUUCAAUUAAGCCCUAGACAACCAGGUGUGGGGAGUUCCUUUCUAAUUAGUGAUCUUAAUUCAUCAAUCAGGUACAAGGGAGGAGCAAAAACCAGCAGACACUCGGGCCCAACGUGGAGUGAGUUUGACGCGUGUUCUACAGGGUCACAGUGACUCUAUCGGUUUGAGUAAUGACUACAAAAUAAUUUUAAGUAACUGUAGGCUACUCAGACAUAUUAAGUACAACAGGUUUCCUAAAAAAAUGGAGUAAUGACAGCACAAUGGGGUUUACACUGCCAAUACAGAGAGAGAGGCAGGGAAAGCCUCACUCCAUCACGUCAGUAAAGAGAACAAGAAAGAAACCGAAACAGAGAGAGAAAAGUCACUCCCAGUGAGAAGAGAUGCAAACAGACAAACAGAGAGAGAAAAGUCACUCCCAGUGAGAAGAGAUGCAAACAGACAAAUAGAGAGGCAUAAAAAGGAGUGGACAGGGAGAAAGAAAGAGGGUGUCCCUCUCUCACCCUCUCUGUGUCUCCCUUUGAAAUUCCUCCAUGCCACUUUGACUUUACCCCCUAUUCCCUACACCCAUCCCACUUCCCAGCCAGCCCUCCCUGGCACCAGUAUGCGGCCCCCAGCCCCCCUUUCUCCCCCCUCAGGGCUGCUGCUGUUGCUGGUCUUCUGCCCCCUAGUGGUGGUAGCGCAGGCCAGCAGCAGUAAGACGGAGAGCGGACACAGCACACACCAUGGAGACACAGACCCAGACCGCUGUAUGAGGCAUCACUUCGUGGAGACCAUCACACACUCCAUCUACAAGUGCCACUCCAAUAUGGUGUUGCUAGCUCGGUGCGAGGGCCACUGCAGCCACACGUCCCGCUCCGACCCUCUCAUCUCCUUCAGCUCGGUGUUGAAGCAGCCCUUCAAGAGUACCUGUUUCUGCUGCAAGCCCCACACCUCCAAGCUGAAGGCUGUGAGACUCCGCUGUGCCGGAGGGAGCCGCAUCACAGCAACCUACCGCUACAUCCUCGCCUGCAACUGUGAGGAGUGCAGCUGAGCUGGGAAAAAUAAUUUUUUUAACUCUAGAACUCUAGAACUCUAGAACUGUCUCCUUGAGAAAGUUUCUGCACCUGCGAGUCGACAGCUGUGAAGAGCGGAAUCCUAGAACAUGUAAAUUAGAAGAACCUGCACCUUUGUAGAACCUAUAAGUCCAGGCCCUACCCAUGGACCGAGCCAGUGUUUUGGUCCCUGUGUAAUGAUUAAAUUACGAUGAUUUAACUUCCCCUGGCCUUCAUUUGCAAGUAGUGGAACCCUUAGAGCCCAAUAGAACUCUAGAGCCUGAGAGUAUAGGCUAGACCCAUGGACGAAUCUAGAACCGUCAUGCCUGUUUGUGAUGAGGACUCCAGCGCCCCAACGACUAUCUGCCUUUUAGAAUGGGAAGGGAGGGCAGGAGAUUUCUGAACCAAUAAUAAUAAUGGAUUGGACUUAUAUAGCGCAUUUCUACUAACUGAACUACUCAAAAGCGCUUUACAUAGUAACUCACCUCAUACACCACCUGGAGGAAUGUACCAUUUCAUGGUUCUACAUGUGUUUCUAGACCUGACUGAGAAGUCAGUCAUGAGAUCCUUCAUUCUUCUUGACUCUUUGUCAAACUGCUUUGUCAGUCCUCUAAAUAUACCACUUAUCAGUCUGGACCAAGACUCACCUGAGCUCCUCUCCUCAUCCAGUAGCUCAGUCCCCAAACUGAGACUCAUUAGGAACCCUGUUCCCAAAUUCUGUGUGUCUGGAACCAAGAGAACACUCGGCUCCUCAAGGCUCCCUGAAGGAGUUAGUUCUGCUAAUCCAUCGAGGGUAGAUGACAUUUCCCAGAAUCCUAUAGAACACUGUCUUCUCCCUCAUGUGUUCAGACCCAAAAACAAUUAACUGCUUUUUCGGUUUCAGCCAAACUCUCAACACUCAUUACAAGCAACAACAACACAUAUGCAUAUGCAUACGCUCGUAUUCAAUCACUCAUCACCUCUCUAAUUACACACACCGUCUCCCCACUCUCACCACUAAUUACAUCUAUAAACGUAUGGCGGCUACGUCAUAAAACCCAACAGCACAACAUGCAUAAAUAAAAGCAGCAUGGGACAGAGCAGGCUGUGUAUCCUAUGAGAUACAUGUGUCAUGACUGUGCUUAACUAAGUGAAAUAAUCUGUCUGUAAACAAAUGUUGGAAAAAUUACUUGUGUCAUGCACAAAGGUGGUGUCCCAACCGACUUUCCAAAACUAUAGUUUGUUAACAAGACAUUUGUGGAGUGGUUGAAAAACAAGUUUUAAUGACUGGAACCUAAAUGUAAGUGAACUUCCGACUUCAACUGUAUCUGUGUGAAACAUGAUGAACCCUGGCAGGCCAUAUCACCAGCUGAUGUACUCUCAGAGAACAGACUCUUACACGAUGACUGCUUUGGCCAUAGACCGGAGGACUAUAACGCAAAAUGCAUCAGAGUGCAAAAGUGGAGUUUCCAGAGGGACAUUCUGUUGUUGGGAUAGCUACACACUAUGUUUGGGAGAUACAGUGAUGGGGAAACCAUUGUGCGCAGUGGUAUAUGGACUGAAAAAUGGUCUGUCAAUGCUCUGUGAAACUGAUGAUUUGGUGGUUGUUAUUGUUGAAACUAUUGAUAUUAUUAUCGUGCCAGAGUUUAUGAUUACUGACACAUCAUUUGCUAUCAUUAAGUACUUCACUAAUUACGUAAUUUCAAUAUUUAGAUACUUUGAGAAUGGAAUCUGUGUGUUACAGCUUGUGCUGCUCACAAUUCAAAUACAUUCUUUUGACUUACUCUGGAUUUGUGCAUGUUACCACUUUAGUGCAUUUAAGACAGUCCCAAACCAUUGGAUUUAUCAGGAGUCAGGUACUGUGUCUAUCUACCAGACUAAGGUAUGUGGAGAGGAAUCCAUUUUAGAAUCGAGCAGAAUGGUGUUAAGAUAAUGAUGGACUAAACAAAAGACCUCAGAGUCCCACAGAAGUGAUGCCUGAAGUGCUUCGAAAUCCUGUCGAGAAAGAGAUCACACACACACACACACACACACACACACACACACACACACACCUUUGUUCGUAGCUAUGGCCUCUAACUGUGCCGUCCUCUAGGAAAACAAAUUGCUGGUUUGAUUUGUUAAGGCAGAUCAUGGCUGACAGAGCGACUGGCUGCCUCACACGUCAACCUAAUAAACAGUCCUUUUGUUUCUGCC